Molecule: messenger RNA, 364 nt
Organism: Camelina sativa (false flax)
Lineage: Eukaryota; Viridiplantae; Streptophyta; Magnoliopsida; Brassicales; Brassicaceae
Source: RefSeq, a predicted model, not a curated record
AUGAAUCGGGAAGCAGCUGAAACAGCGAGGGAGUCGUUGGAGCUGGUGUUUAGGAUGUCGAACAUAUUGGAGACGGGGCUGGAUCGACAUACUUUGUCAGUUCUCAUUGCUCUUUGCGAUAUUGGUCUUAACCCUGAGGCUCUCGCUACUCUCGUCAAGGAGCUUCGUAGGGAUACUACUACUCCUACAACUACAACUACGCUAGAUUAAACAAGAUUAGAUAAUCAAAUGUCAUUUAGAUAAUCAAUUGUUAAGCUUCGAUUUCAUUUUGCCAUUGCUUGUGUAAAUUAGGAUUCGUUAGGUGAAUGUUUCUUCUUGUGUGCUUAAGAGACAAUGACAUAAUAAUCAUCUUCUUUCAUUUUAA